CUCCCAGCUCCAAGCACCUUCUAGCUGACCUCCGGGAGAAUAAGUUAUUAAAAUAUGAGUCUUUCACUGUGAAAACAGAGAUGUUCUCUGUUAUAUUUAGAAGAAGCACCUUCACUGCCCAGAAGGUUUUGCAUUGGGCAGUUCCUCCGCAAAGAUGUUGGAUAUCUUCGCUGGCUGGAGCUUCUGAUGGUGGAUCCAGCCGUCCAGUGACAUGUUGGGCCUCAUCAGCCAGGCUGCCCUGUCCAGAACAGGCUGCUCGACCAGCAAAAACUGCUGCUGUUCUUGGUUUCAUGAGGAGCGAGCCUUUCCUGAGGCAUAGUGCUGCAUUUUUAGCGAGGAAUCAACAUUUUCACUCUUCUGCUGUGAGGCAGAAAAAGCGUCCGCAGCCUUUACCGCCUCCCAGAGAGCUUGAUCUGCUCCGUUAUGACAUGAAAGACUUGUGGAAGGGUCCCAAACCUGCCCUGUACCUGGGGUUUGCAGGGCUCAUCCCUUUCGUCUCCCCGACUCUGUUCAUGGCUUUGAGUGAGAUCUACAUCCCAGAGUUGGCCUACGCUCAAUUAGCUUACGGCGCCUCCAUCCUUUCCUUCCUAGGCGGAGCUCGCUGGGGAUUCGCUGUUCCUGAGAGCAGCCCGGCCAAACCUGACUGGAUAAACCUGGCCAAUAGCGUGGUUCCCUCCCUAUUAGCCUGGGUGGCAAUGCUGAUGAGCGACAGCAUCAUUCCUGCAGUCACCAUGGUGAUCAUGGGACUUGGAAUCUCACUGCAUUAUGAUCUGUCUCUGCUGCCCACCUACCCCAGCUGGUUCAAAGCCCUGCGCUCCGUCCUGACUUUUGUGGCAUUUUUUUCUCUUAUCGGGACACUCGUAAUUAAGGAAAUCUACCCAGAGAAGAACAUUUUCACAGAUUAGUAU
Scomber japonicus (chub mackerel) is the source of this 908-nucleotide messenger RNA. Its product is annotated as transmembrane protein 69-like. Bases 81 to 905 code for a protein of 274 amino acids. The record is from RefSeq and is a predicted model, not a curated record. The transcript is spliced from 3 exons. Lineage: Eukaryota; Metazoa; Chordata; Actinopteri; Scombriformes; Scombridae.